AUGGUCUUGGAAUUGUUCACGUCGCAUGAUUUUGGGCCCGACUGGACCCAAGUUGUCUACUCAUGGGUGGUGUUUCAGUCUGCGAAUGGUUUCGACAGCAGCGACAAAUUACCUGCCAACUACCGCCCCGAGUGCGUAGGUCAAUGGAUUUCACGUGCACGACCGCAAAAUUAUGCAAAUCUCGAUCUUAUCCAGAAAUUUCAAUCGCCCUUCUGGGCGUGGUGGGCAAAUCUUCAGCCUGAAGGCCAUGUGGGAGCAUAUGAGCACCCCAUCGAGGAUCUUGAACGUGAAGACAACGGACGCCCCAUCCAAAUUCAUCCAUCGACAGAUAUUAGUUGGGAGUGCCUCAAGACUUGCUCAGGGAGAAAUGGUAUGGUCAGCGUUGUGGCAGCGCUGUUUUUCUGGGCUGAGGGGGCCAAAGUUCUUCCUCUCACAACUCAUCGUGAGAGGGCUAGAUCCAGUGAAGCCCACAGGGAGCUGUAUUUUGCUAUGGGAGACGUUUGCUAUGUGCUGCAGAGUUUGCUUGAUUGA
Desarmillaria tabescens is the source of this 531-nucleotide messenger RNA. RefSeq lists its product as uncharacterized. The record is from RefSeq and is a predicted model, not a curated record. Lineage: Eukaryota; Fungi; Basidiomycota; Agaricomycetes; Agaricales; Physalacriaceae. Bases 1 to 531 code for a protein of 176 amino acids. The transcript is spliced from 2 exons.